AUGUUCUUUCUGGACAGAGAGCUGGACAAACUGCGGGAUCUGCAGCCGCCAGAAGCUGCAUUGCAGGAGGACACUGAUACCUUCAACCGCCACCUGCGCACAGGGGAGCAUCUGCUUGCCAGGCACCGGGGGGGGUUUGAGAGCGAAAACUUCUACACGUCCCAGGAUGCCAAGGAAGGCGUUCAAGUGGUGUGCGAAGGGGUGAAGGAUUUGCUCCUCAAAUGGGGCUUGCAGACAUCUGUCAAACUUGAAUGCAUGCUCCCCGAUUCCGCUGUUGAGGCAGAUGAGGAUUAUUUGCAUGGACUUCUGAGUUACAUCAUCAAAGGCGUCCGUGGCGAUGUUGCUCAAGCUUUGCCCCAGCAGUGGCUUGUCCUAAAGCAUGAAUAUGAGAAAAGACUGCAAAGUUUGAAUAUUGUUGAUGAAAGCGAGAUCCGGGAGAAAAAGAGGAUCACCGAUGGCACUUGGGGCACCGUGCUUGAGGGGGAAUGGGCAGAGGGAGGUGGCAGAGUGGCAAUAAAAAAGCCAAAGGGAAACAUGUCCAUUGAAGGACUUGCAAGUUUUCUCAAUGAGGCCAUUAGGCAAGCACUUCUGAGUCACAGUAAUGUUGUGCAGCUGCAUGCUGCCACCAAAUCUGGGUGGCUGGUGAUGGAGCUUGCUAACAGCAAUUUGGAGAAAGAGUGCAGAAACGCAAGCUUGGGCUGGUCAGCAAAGGGCAUCUUACUGCAUGGGGCAGCUGCUGGAUUGAAGCACCUGCACAGUCAGGAACCCAUUUUUGUGCAUGGCGACGUAAAAUCUGCGAAUUUCUUGGUGUUUGGCACACAGUCUGGAGGCAUCCAAGUAAAAAUAAGCGAUUUUGGUCAGACUUUUGCUCUUAUGGACAACAGAAGCAGGACCAUCAGAAAAGGGGGUGGCACACCCCUUUGGGUUGCUCCAGAGAUUUACGAAGGCAAACCACUCACUGCUGCUUCAGAUGUUUUUAGUUUGGGGGUGGUAAUGUACGAAAUCGUGACUGGCCUGAAGCCCUAUCCUGGUAUUCAACAAAAUUGCCUCCAUUUGAUGAAUAUCAAACUUGCAGGGAAGGAGCCUUGCCGUGUUCAACCAACUGACUGCCCUCCUGAAAUGCUGACCCUCAUGAGACGUUGCUGCGAUCUCAACCCAGAGAAGAGGCCCAAAAUGGCAGAAGUCGUCAGCUGUCUGCAAAACUUGCCAACAGCUUGGGAAUCUGAGGCUUCACCUCCUGGUGGCUGUCAGGCGACACGGCCAGAGCCACAGGAGAACAGUGAGAGGCCAAUUGUUGUGUCACAAACAUUGAAGAUACGAUUCGAUGGUGUCAGUUCUGAGCAGAACCGAGGGGCACUGGCUUCAGUUCGGACAAAACUGGGAACACUGGUGAAGAAGAAUGCAGCACUUGUGACUGGCUUUUGCGCAUUAGUUUCUUUUGUGGCCAUGGCCAAGGGAUCACUUGUUCUUUAUUUCAAGGUUGAUUUUGCUUCAGCUGCUGCUUCUGACUUGUUCAAAGAGAGCAUUGAGCAUUGGGUUAGAAGAACAAACCAAGCUGACAUCCUCAUGUCAUACCAGCAUCAGCCAGAAGUGACUGUAGUUGAGGAAGUCUGCACAGAGCAGGCUAAUGUUGGCCAACUGGAGGUUCGAAUUCGGGAGGUGAUGCAAGCAAUAGCAGAUGUGCCAAAAGUGCUGUACAGCCAGAACAUGGUCAAGUUCUUGCAGCACAAGAUCCGUCCCUUGGCACAGAAAACUUUAAGGAUGCCGGAGGGGGGCAGUGUUGCAGCUUGGAGGAACGACUUGACAUUGUUGCUGUAUGACAUGAAGGCUGCACUGCAGCUGGUCAGGGAGCACAGUUGCUUUGAUGUUGCCAUUCUCAAUAGGACUGAUGACACAUGUGCUGCCGUGGAGCAUGCGCUCAGGGCCAUCAGCUAUUUUGUGUGCAAAUGGGAGCUGCCCUGCGGCACUGAAACUCCUAGUGUGGUUCCGCUAGAGUAUGUAGAGAAAGAUGCAGAAGCCAUGACCAAAGUGCUUGGGCACGUUUUUGAACGCAGGUCACUGGACCUGUACGUGGGUGACAGACAGGCAGAGAGCCAGUGGGAAUUGGUGAAGCAUUGUUUUGAGGAAAACAGGCGGCAGCUGGAUACCAUACCAGAAGAUGAGGUAAUUUGGGAAAAUAGAAUUGCUGGCAGUGUCUAUGAAGUCAGAUGGAGGGGAACCAAGUUGGCAGGAAAGCAAUUGGUUCCUCUUGAGAAGGGGUAUAUGAGGCUGGAGGAUUUUCAAAAGCUGCACACGGAUGCAUACCAUGCAUCUUUAGAUCCAAGGUACAGUGUCAAGCUGCACGGUGUUACGAGGUCGGGAGCCAUACUCAUGGACCUGGCAACAUGCAACCUGAAUCAAUGGUGUACAUGGGUGGCUGCAUUUGCUGAUGAAGAAAAGGUUCGUUUGAAGCUCAGGGUUCUGGCCCAAGCAGCAAGAGCCCUGCAUUCUGUCCAUUCCUGGGGCAUGGUGUAUGGAAAUGUGAACAGCAGCAAUUUUCUGUUGUUUGGGGCGGAACCUGAAGACUGCAUUGUCAAGAUUGCUGAUCUCCCACUGUUUAUCAAGUGUUGGUACAAAGAUUUCAUUUCUACCCCAGUGACUGGACGCUGGGUGGCCAAAGAGAUGUAUGAACAAGAUGCCAUGACUUUCAAGUCUGAUGUGUUUGGGCUUGGGUGCACUGCCUAUGAGCUGGUGAUGGAAGAGGUGCCAUAUGGAAAGAAGAGCUCUGAAGCUGCGAUUAUGAAAGCCAAGAUGGAUGGAAAGCAACCGUUCAACAUUCCUGAGGACAUCAGGCGACAAUGGCCUGACGAAGUGCUUGACAUAAUGGAACGAUGUUGUUUGCCUCAACCUGAGGACAGGCCUUGCAUGCAGACUGUGGAUGACGUGCUGCAGCAGUGGCACCCUUGUGGGCAAGGGGUGCGGGAGCCGGCACCAGCUUGGAAUCGAUUGCAAUUUUUAGGGAAGGAGACGAACAAAUCCACACGUCAGGCAACAGAGUUGAGUGGUGUCAAGCUGCCAGGAGCAUUGGGAGCAGUUCAGGAGCGCGAAGAUGAUACCUGGACGGCCCUCAUUUGGGCUGCAAGCAAUGGCGAAACAAGCUCCGUGGCGCUGCUGCUGGAAAAGGGCGCAUCGGUAGACCAGGCUACGAUGGAUGGCAGAACAGCCCUCACUGUGGCCGCAAGAGAUUGCCACACGAGCACCGUGGCACUGCUGUUGGAAAAGGGCUCAUUGGUAGACCAGACUGAGGAGUCUGGCCGGACUGCCCUCAUUUGGGCCGCAAGGAAUGGCAAUACAAGCAUCGUGGCGCUGCUGUUGGAAAAGGGCGCAUCGGUAGACCAGGCUGAUAGAGAUGGCUGGACGGCCCUCAUUUGGGCUGCAGACAAUGGCGAAACAAGCACCGUGGCGCUGCUGUUGGAAAAGGGCGCAUCGGUAGACCAGGCUACGAUGGAUGGCAGGACAGCCCUCACUGUGGCCACAAGAGAUGGCCACACAAGCACCGUGGCGCUGCUGUUGGAAAAGGGCGCAUCGGUAGACCAGGCUGAGGAGGGUGGCCGGACAGCCCUCAUUUGGGCCGCAAGGAAUGGCAAAACAAGCACCGUGGCGCUGCUGCUGGAAAGGGGCGCAUCGGUAGACCAGGCUGAGGAGGGUGGCCGGACAGCCCUCAUUUGGGCCGCAAGGAAUGGCAAAACAAGCACCGUGGCGCUGCUGCUGGAAAGGGGCGCAUCGGUAGACCAG
This is a messenger RNA of Ostreobium quekettii, 3774 nucleotides long. NCBI's taxonomy places the organism in Eukaryota, Viridiplantae, Chlorophyta, Ulvophyceae, Bryopsidales, Ostreobiaceae. The record is from the annotation of a GenBank genome assembly.